AUGCCACAUUUACGCCUCCGCAAAGAACCGGGACCAGCCCAAUCAUGGCCAAAGUCCCUAGAAUCACGGUCACCAACACGUCCCAUCGUCCCAUCUGCACGCAUUGGGAGUGGCUCAGGGGAUAACCAACCACUGCUUGAUGCCUUGCCAUACUGGUACGGCUCAUCAAGUUUGCGGCAAAGCGGCCUCGGCUGUGAGGCCAAAUUCGGCCUCAAUCUCACUUGA
Colletotrichum costaricense is the source of this 225-nucleotide messenger RNA. RefSeq lists its product as uncharacterized. Bases 1 to 225 code for a protein of 74 amino acids. The transcript has a single exon. The record is from RefSeq and is a predicted model, not a curated record. NCBI's taxonomy places the organism in Eukaryota, Fungi, Ascomycota, Sordariomycetes, Glomerellales, Glomerellaceae.